AUGGCAGGAGUGCAGAAUGGUCCUAUCCCGACCAGAUUGACGUUGCUAUCAAACCUUCGCAACUUCUCGCCAGGCUCCAAAGUCCGGUUCCUAGGAUGUGUAACAAAAUACUCUACGCAAACAGCGAUCCUUACUCUAGAGCACAACCAUCCACCAGGAAACCUUCUCAAGGCUCAGGUGGAUGUCAGGCUUCUCGUCAGCACCUUGAAGUCUAAUGAGACUCAAGUCGGCGAGUGGGUCCAUGUGAUGGGAUAUAUCGCCAACGACCAAAAGCCAAAUGGAACCACCAACAGGAACCUGGAUGUUGGUAUUCAAGCGGUGGUUCUGUGGUGUGCAGGGCCACUUAGUCUCACGGGCUACGAAAGGAGUCUCGAUCAGAGAGCGAUAGACGAACGAAAAAAUACUGGAACUCGAUGA
Drepanopeziza brunnea f. sp. 'multigermtubi' MB_m1 is the source of this 417-nucleotide messenger RNA. RefSeq lists its product as uncharacterized. The record is from RefSeq and is a predicted model, not a curated record. NCBI's taxonomy places the organism in Eukaryota, Fungi, Ascomycota, Leotiomycetes, Helotiales, Drepanopezizaceae. Gene Ontology annotation, molecular function: single-stranded telomeric DNA binding. Gene Ontology annotation, biological process: telomere capping. Gene Ontology annotation, cellular component: CST complex.